GUUUAUAUAUACAGUAAUGUAAUAUAAAAAUUGUCAUUGGUCAUUUAGAAUUUAAAACUUGAAUAAAAAUGGUGUACUGGCAAUUGAUAUCUUUUUUGUUGACAAUAUCCUGUUUGAUAGUUAACGAAGCGAUUCAAUAUGGAUUAUCGGAUGACAUUAUAAUAAGCUUAUUUGAAGAAGGGACGAUAAGAAUAGCUGUAGAAAAUGGAAACUUGGAAUUAUUAAAGAAUGCUCAUGAAAAUGGAAUUGACUGGGAUGAAGAUACGACUAUUGUAGCUGCUGCAAAAGGAAAUUUGGAAUGUUUAAAAUAUGCUCAUGAAAAUAAAUGCCCCUGGAAUGAAAGAACGACAGAAGCAGCUGCUAAAUAUGGUAAAUUAGAAUGUUUAAAAUUUGCUCAUGAAAAUAAAUGUCCCUGGGAUGAAAGAACGACAGAAGCAGCUGCUAAAUAUGGUAAAUUAGAAUGUUUAAAGUAUGCUCAUGAAAAUGGAUGCCCAUGGAAACAAUCAAAAAUUACAAUAAAUGCUGCAAAAAAGGGUUAUCUAGAAAUUUUAAAAUAUGCAAUAGAAAAUGGUUUUUCGAUGAAUAUAGAUAUAGCUAUUGCAGCUGCCUUAAGUGGUAAAAUAAAUGUAUUAAAAUAUGCACAUAAAAAUGGAUGUCCGUGGGAUGAAAGGAUAACAGAAGUAGCAGCUUUUUAUGGUAAAUUAGAAUGUUUGAAAUAUGCUCAUGAAAAUAAAUGUCCGUGGAGUGAAAGAACAACAGAAGCAGCUGCUUCUAAUGGUAAAUUAGAAUGUUUAAAAUAUGCUCAUAAAAAUAAAUGUCCGUGGAGUGAAAGGACAUCAGAAGCAGCUGCCUCUAAUGGACAAUUAGAAUGUUUAAAGUACGUUUAUGAAAAUAAAUGUCCCUGGAAUGAAAGUACGACAGAAGCAGCAGCUAAAUAUGGUAAAUUAGAAUGUUUAAAGUAUGCUCGUGAAAAUGGAUGUCCAUGGAAUCAAUUAAAAAUUACAAUAACUGCUGCAAAAAAGGGUAAUCUAGAAAUUUUAAAAUAUGCAAUAGAAAAUGGUUGUUCGUGGAAUAUAGUUAUAACUAUUUCAGCUGCCUUUAGUGGUAAUAUAAACAUUUUAAAAUAUGCACAUAUAAAUGAAUGCCCUUGGAAUGAAUUAACGACAAAAGCGGCUGCUUCUAAUGGUAAAUUAGAAUGUUUAAAGUAUGCUCAUGAAAAUAAAUGUCCGUGGAAUGAGAGUACAACAGAAGCAGCUGCCUCUAGUGGCCAAUUAGAAUGUUUAAAAUAUGCACAUGAAAAUAAUUGUGUAUGGGAUGUAUUCACAACAAUAGCUGCUGCCGCUAAAGGACAAUUAGAAUGUUUAAAGUACGCUCGUGAAAAUAAAUGUCCGUGGAAUGAGAGUACAACAGAAGCAGCUGCCUCUAGUGGUCAAUUAGAAUGUUUAAAGUAUGCUCAUGAAAAUGAAUGUCCGUGGAAUGAGAGCACGACAGAAGCAGCUGCCUUUAAUAAUCAAUUAAAAUGUUUAAAAUAUGCUCAUGAAAACAGAUGUCCUUGGGAUGAAAAUACUACAAAAGCAGCUGCUACUAAAUGUAAUUUGGAAAUUUUAAAAUAUGCACACAAGAAUGGAUGUCUGUGGGAUAAGAGUACAACUAGAGCUGCUGCUGCAAGUGGCUGUUUAGACUGUUUGGUAUAUGUUCAUAAUGAAGGAUGUAAUUGGCAUGAAGAUACUAUAGUUGUAGCAGCUGUGCAUGGUAAUUUAAAUUGUUUAAAAUAUGCCCGUAACCUUGGAUAUGAUUGGGUUGAAGGUACGAUGAGAGGGGCUGCAGCAAAUAGUCAUUUAGAAUGCUUAAAGUAUGCCCAUGAAAAUGGGUGUGAGUGGGACGAAGGCACUACAAGGGAAGCUGCUGCUAGUGGUUGUAUUGAAUGUUUGAUAUUUGCACAUAAAAACGGAUAUAAAUGGGAUGAAGGUACAACGAGUGGAGCUGCUGCAAAUGGUCAUUUAGAUUGCCUAAAAUAUGUUCAUGAAAAUGGGUGUGAAUGGGAUGAAGGCACAACAAGACUUGCUGCUGCAAAUGGUGAAUUUGAAUGCUUAAAAUAUGCCCAUGAAAAUAGUUGUCCAUGGAGUAUAAGAACCAUUUAUGAAGCUACUCGCAAUGAUUAUACUGAUAUAACCAACUAUGCUGCCGAAAAUGGUUGUCCUAAUUAAUUUCCUGAUGUAAUAUCGUUAUUUCUAUUAUAUUCAUUUACGUCUGCUAUGAAUAAUUUAUUUUUAAAAUUAAUUGACUUGAUCUUUGAUGUUUGUAUGAAAUAGUAUUGAUUUUUUUUUUGUGGUUUAUGGAUUUUGCUUGUAACGAAACCAAAUUCCGCUCAUCUGGGGAUUUUUAAGCAAAUUACUGAAUAAAAUUUGAUUUUCUAAUA
Daktulosphaira vitifoliae (grape phylloxera) is the source of this 2419-nucleotide messenger RNA. RefSeq lists its product as uncharacterized. The transcript is spliced from 3 exons. The coding region runs from base 69 to 2207 and encodes 712 amino acids. The record is from RefSeq and is a predicted model, not a curated record. Lineage: Eukaryota; Metazoa; Arthropoda; Insecta; Hemiptera; Phylloxeridae.